AACAAACAUCGGUCAUGUGAAGAUGUGAACACUCCUAUUCCGCAGUGGACAUAAGAAGCCCACCGCACAACGCAACUUUCUCCCAGACACAAUUCGUUCACUUCGUUUCACCUCAGUGGGUCUCAAAGGAAGUCAAAAUGAGCGGUGUGCUUGUGCAGAACAUGUCCUUUAAGGCAGGACAGACUCUGGCUUUAACAGGAGUCCCCAAUGCUGAUUCCACAAAUUUUGCCAUUAACAUUGGUCACAGCGCCGAGGACAUCGCUCUACACAUGAACCCUCGUUUUGACGCUCAUGGUGACCAGCGCACUGUAGUGUGCAAUUCAUUCCAGGACGGCAAUUGGUGUGAGGAAGUCAGAGAAGGAAGCUUUCCAUUUAAUCAGAACGAGGAGUUCCAGUUAAAAAUCACUUUCACCAAUGAGGAAUUCCUGGUGACUCUUCCUGAUGGUUCUCAGUUUCACUUCCCUAACCGUCAAGGAGCUGAGAAGUACAAAUACAUGCACUUUGAAGGCGAGGUCAGGAUCCGUGGGAUUGAAAUCAAGUAGACUAAUCGCUUAAAUAAGGCUACCUGAAUGCUGAAUGAUUCUCUGCCUUGUUCUGUCACUUAUCCAGCUUUGUUAUUACACAAUUUUCACUUACUCAGUAUGGAGUAUCUCAAUCACACCCUUCUCAUUUGUAUGCCAAAUCAGCAUUAUCAUUCUGCUGUGGCACUGCCUAUCUAAACCACUAGAGGGAGCGCAACUACAAUAAAUUGCCAUGAGCUUUAGCGGUACUUGUGAACCUUUAUGUGAGGUUUCCAACUAGUUUAUUUUUCCUACUACUUUUCUAUAAUAAAACAUCAUGUUCUUAAAUCUGGUUUGUAACUAAAGUGAAUUCACAAGCUAUAGCUGUUGGCAUAUAAAAUAAAACCUGUUUUGACAAAUAAA
Molecule: messenger RNA, 923 nt
Organism: Labeo rohita (rohu)
Lineage: Eukaryota; Metazoa; Chordata; Actinopteri; Cypriniformes; Cyprinidae
Product: beta-galactoside-binding lectin
Exons: 4
Coding region: 138-542 (134 amino acids)
Molecular function (GO): carbohydrate binding; laminin binding; galactoside binding
Source: RefSeq, a predicted model, not a curated record